Messenger RNA from Cokeromyces recurvatus, 2089 nucleotides. Its product is annotated as kinase-like domain-containing protein. The record is from RefSeq and is a predicted model, not a curated record. Gene Ontology annotation, biological process: protein phosphorylation. NCBI's taxonomy places the organism in Eukaryota, Fungi, Mucoromycota, Mucoromycetes, Mucorales, Mucoraceae. The transcript has 6 exons. Gene Ontology annotation, molecular function: protein binding; ATP binding; protein kinase activity. Bases 78 to 1988 code for a protein of 636 amino acids.
UUUCUUUCUUUUAUUAUUAUCAUAAAAAAUAAAAAAAAAAAAAUUAAAAAAUACUUUUCUUUCUUUUCUUUUCCUUAAUGUAUCAAACAGAACAAUAUACCCACUCGAAACAACAAUUGUUAGCAAAAUAUUGGAUCGAGUCUAUUUUGAACAUUCAAUUACCUUCUAAUGAUCUAUAUACUGUUUUAAAAAAUGGCGAGAUUCUCUACAAAAUUGUUCAAUUUUUAGUAGAUCAAAAUCAAUUACCUAAUAGCUAUCCUAUUACCACUAAUGACCCGAAAGAUAAAAUUCAACAGUUUUUAAAUGCUAUCAAAGAUUUUGGCUUGCAGUCAAAAGAUCUGUUUAAUGUAGAUGAUUUAACAAAUGAAGAAAACAUGCAUCUAGUCAUUUCAACUAUUCUGGUUUUAGGUCAUGUAUAUUCUUAUAAACGACUCAGUCUAACAUCACCUAUUGCUCACCACAAAAGAUCAAAUAGUGAAGGAAAUUUAAGAAAAACAACUACAAGAAGUCGUAGACCAUCAUUAAUUAUUGAUGUUAAAGAUUUGCACCGAAAAUCCCUUUUAAUAGAUGAACAAAUCAAUAGUUCAGUAUCAAAACGUACAUCACCUUCUUCAGGCGAUAGUGGUUAUGGAAGUAUGAAGCAACAAAAGUCUAAUAAAAAAGUUCAAGACUUAUUUGAUGAUAUCUUUAGUCCCCCUGUCAAAUUAUUUUCCUCCCUUAAAAAAGAGAAAACACCCCAUUACGUUAAAUUUCAAACCUGGUCUACUAAAACCAACGAAGACUGCAUGACAGGAAAGUCUCCUGAGCUUUGUCUAUCAUCCUCUGUACGAAGAUCUAACUCAACUAGUUCAACAGUCAUAAAAGACCAAACCUCUUUCACUAAACGAUCUUCUUUAUCAACUCCUCUCAUCUUGAAUAAUAACAAGGACGAGAAUGACUGUCUUGAUCUCUUUGAUGGUGAUCAUUUGGUUGCACGAUAUAAACUAGGUCAUGUUAUUGGUAAAGGACAUUUUGGAACUGUCUUUAGAGCUCUUGAUCUUAUUUCAGGUAAAACAGUAGCUAUCAAGCGUAUCCAACAGGAGCAAGACAUUAUUCUUCAGGAGGCUCGCCUUUUGAAAUCCCUUAGUCAUCCUAAUAUUGUCAAGUACGAAGGAUUUAUAAAAUCAAAUAAUGCAAUGUAUAUUGUUUUAGAAUAUGUUGAAAAUGGAUCACUACUUGCAACUCUCAAACAAUUUGGAAACCGUUUACCAGAACCACUUGUAGCCACUUAUGUACAUGAUAUCUUGAAGGGGUUAGCCUAUUUACAUGAAAAGGAUGUAGUUCAUUGUGAUUUGAAGGCAGCUAAUAUCCUGACAACUAAAACAGGUAAUGUCAAACUAUCUGAUUUUGGAGUCUCGUUAAAUCUCAAGAUGUUUCAUGGAAAACAGCAGAAGAAUGAUUAUUUAGUUUCUGGAACCCCCUUUUGGAUGUCACCUGAAGUCAUUCAACUUAAGGGAGCAUCAACUCAAUCAGAUAUUUGGUCAUUAGGUUGUACGAUUAUUGAAUUAUGUACAGGUAAACCACCGUACUCAGAUCUAUUAACAAUGACGGCCAUGUUCAAGAUAGUUGAAGAGGAAAGCCCUCCAAUACCGAUUGACCUCUCUGAUGACCUCAAUGAUUUUUUGAAGCUUUGUUUUAAAAAGAAUCCACUUGAAAGACCAAAGGCAACUUACUUAUUAUAUCAUCCUUGGAUUGUAAAGAAUAACAAUUCAAGAUUAGAUCCAUUAAUGCAAUUUUUAAAUAGCAGUAAUAAUAAUACGACAGCUCGACGAAUACCUACAACAUUCCCAUUUAAAAAAAAGACAAUGAGUGAAUUGCCUAUCAUUUCCUCAAGUAAACAAGAAAGGAGAAGAACAAUCACUGCGACUACUCAUGUUCGACAGUCUAUGCCUCCAGUGAAAAAGGUCCAUGAACAUAAACUGAUUGAGUGUUAUUUUACAAAAGGUUAGUAUUUUGCCUUUCUUUUUAUAUACGUAUAUGUAUCCUUCUUAUUUUAUAUCAUUAACCUUCCUCUUUUCUUUUAACUUAGGGCAACCUGGAUCAUGUCAAA